AUGAGAGGGAUCUCGGCAAGUGGUCUUCCAUGGUGGCAUCUUCUACUUUUCGCUUCGAUUUGUCUUCAGUUCUUCUUAGGUAUAUCCGGUGAUUCCAAGAGCUCUAAUACUGGAGCUAAGGCUGAAACUCACACUUCUUCCAGCAAAACAGGAACAAAAGUAUUCCUCAUACUGGUUGGGUUUGGGGCUGUAGCGGGAUUCUCCUUCUUUCUAUACAAACUGUGGCAGAAGAAGAAACGAGAUGAGCAGUAUGCUCGGCUGUUGAAACUGUUUGAGGAGGAUGAUGAACUGGAGGUUGAACUAGGCCUCCGUGAUUAA
This is a messenger RNA of Arabis nemorensis, 318 nucleotides long. NCBI's taxonomy places the organism in Eukaryota, Viridiplantae, Streptophyta, Magnoliopsida, Brassicales, Brassicaceae. The record is from the annotation of a GenBank genome assembly.